AUAUUUGGUAUAAAGUCUGUCCAAACAGGUCCCAUGUCGUUCCCAUCCCAUGUUCUUACAAAAUUCCUCAAUUCAAUAAAUUAUAUUAUCCUCAAUCCAUCAUUCUGUCUACAUUAAUUUCUGCAAAUCGAUCUCAAUUUAUGGAUAACAAACCAUUUGUUCUGGCUAACGGCACUCUUCUUUCGAUCCACGACGACAAGUUCAUCCUCCCGGCGGCGGAGCGGCCGGCGGCGUCCAAGUCAAUCCCGAUUCCGGUCAUCGACUUGGACGAGAAACAAGCAUCUUUGAUCGGGAAAAUCCGCGACGCCUGCGAAGGCCACGGCGUGUUCCAUAUCAUCAACCAUGGCGUGCCGAAGGAAUUGUGCCGGAAAAUGAUCGGAGCCGUUCACGACUUCUUUAGACUCCCCGCCGAAGAAAGAUCGCAUCUUUUCACCGACGACAAAACCAAGCCUCUACGGGUCUCGAAUUUUUACCUCAACGGCGAUGAUGAUAAAUUCACCAUGUGGAGCGAGGUUUUAGCGCACCCUUGGCAUCCAUCGGACGACUUUUCUCAUCUUUUGCCGCGAAAUCCUCCACAUUAUCGAGAAUUGGCGGGCGAGUACGCCAAGGAAGUCGGUUGGCUCGUCACGCGGCUAUUACGGUUGAUAUCGCAAGCAUUGGGGCUAAAGAAAGAUUACUUGCAAGAACGGCUCGGGGAUAAGCCGAGGCUAGUGGCGCAUGCCAAUUACUACCCACCGUGUCCGCGGCCCGAGCUCACUUUAGGAUCACUUUCUCACACGGACGUCAUCGCAAUCACUGUUCUCUUGCAAUCCGAGGAUGUCUCCGCCUUACAAGUGAUGCAAGACGGGCAAUGGGUGCCGGUGGAUCCUCUUCCUGGCGCCCUUCUUGUCAACAUCGGCGAUCAAAUCGAGGUUAUGAGCAAUGGAAAGUACAAGAGUGUGCACCAUAGGGUAGUGACAAACAAGGACUUGGACCGAGCUUCGAUUGCCAUGUUCUAUGGACCAAAUAUGGACUCGAUGAUCGGUCCGAUUGACGAGUUGCUCGACGAAGAACAUCCUCCGAUUUAUAGGACCUAUUGUUUUCGAGAAUUCAUGGAAGAAUUUCUAAGGCAGGAGAGCACAGUGUGGAGGGUGAAGGAGGCUUUCCGGUUGAACCAUUAACGACUUCCAUGUAGUCUCGAUCGAACAACCUACGAUUAUACAAGAGCAUGUAUAAUAGCGACAAGAUUUAUUAUCAUUCGAUUCCAUCGAAUUGACUAUGCAUCCAUAAAAAUAAUAUUACAUCAAAUAAUUUAUUUAUUUUUC
Messenger RNA from Andrographis paniculata, 1304 nucleotides. Its product is annotated as flavanone 3-dioxygenase 2-like. The coding region runs from base 141 to 1160 and encodes 339 amino acids. The transcript has 3 exons. Lineage: Eukaryota; Viridiplantae; Streptophyta; Magnoliopsida; Lamiales; Acanthaceae. The record is from RefSeq and is a predicted model, not a curated record.